CAGUGUUUGAGCAGUAUCAGAAAGCCAGAACGCAGUUUGUGCAGACUAUUGCAGAGCUUGCUACAAGGCCUCAGAACAUCGAAACUCUGCAAAAUGCAGGUGUAAUGUCCCUGCUGAGGCCUCUUCUGUUGGAUGUAGUCCCAACUAUUCAGCAGACAGCAGCUCUGGCGCUUGGACGGCUUGCCAACUACAACGAUGACCUGGCAGAGGCAGUUGUUAAAGGAGACAUUCUUCCACAGCUUGUGUACUCCUUGGCUGAACAGAAUUCCACAGAACUGUCACAGGCCGUUGUUGAUGCAGGAGCAGUUCCGCUUUUAGUUCUCUGUGUCCAAGAGCCGGAAGUUGCUUUGAAAAGGAUCGCUGCCUCAGCCCUAAGUGACAUUUCAAAACAUUCUCCAGAGCUGGCCCAGACUGUUGUGGAUGCUGGGGCGAUUGCUCAUUUAGCCCAGAUGAUUCUCAAUCCAGAUGCCAAGCUGAAGCGUCAGGUGUUUUCAGCUCUCAGUCAGAUUUCGAAGCACUCGGUGGAUCUGGCAGAGAUGGUGGUUGAGGCGGAAAUCUUUCCUGCUGUGCUUACAUGCCUGAAGGAUCCUGAUGAGUAUGUGAAGAAGAACGUUGCGACACUGAUGCGGGAGAUCGCUAAACACACCCCAGAGCUCUCCCAGCUGAUUGUCAAUGCAGGAGGAGUGGCUGCGGCCAUUGAUUAUAUUGGCGAUUGUCUGGGUAGCGUCCGUCUUCCAGGUAUCAUGAUGCUUGGGUAUGUGGCGGCUCACUCUGAGAACCUGGCCAUGGCUGUGAUCGUGUCCAAGGGGGUGCCACAGUUGGCUAUCUGUCUGACAGAGGAACCAGAGGACCACAUUAAAGCAGCGACAGCCUGGGCCUUCGGGCAGAUUGGGAGACACACUCCUGAGCACGCACGGGCUGUUGCUGUAGCCAAUGUGUUGCCAAAGCUGCUUUCACUGUAUAUGGAGACGGACAGCUCUGAGGACCUCCAGGUGAAGGCGAAAAAGGCACUGAAGAGCAUCCUGCAGAAAUGCACUCAUCUGCCAGCACUGGAGCCUCUGUUGCAUGACGCCUCUCCAAAUAUUCUCAAGCAUGUCGUCGGCCAGUUCAGCAAGGUACUUCCUCACGACAGUAAAGCCAGACGACUUUUUGUCACAAGUGGCGGCUUGAAGAAAAUUCAGGAGAUAAAAGCUGAACCUGGAUCAGCUCUUCAGGAAUAUAUCAACUCCAUAAACAAUUGUUAUCCAGAAGAAAUAGUCAGGUAUUAUUCCCCUGGAUAUUCAGAGACUCUUCUGGAAAGGGUGGAAAAUUACCAACCUGUUAUGUAAGAACUGUUUUAUGUCUGACUUCACUAAGAAUUUCUACUGAAAUAAACAAACUUAUCCAUCAGUCACCAGGAGUUAUUGUCUGUAACACACAGCAUAUGUUUAGUAGUUAUUAAAAUAAAGCAUACCAUUACACUC
This is a messenger RNA of Lepisosteus oculatus (spotted gar), 1463 nucleotides long. The record is from RefSeq and is a predicted model, not a curated record. Lineage: Eukaryota; Metazoa; Chordata; Actinopteri; Semionotiformes; Lepisosteidae.